Molecule: messenger RNA, 716 nt
Organism: Ostrea edulis (European flat oyster)
Lineage: Eukaryota; Metazoa; Mollusca; Bivalvia; Ostreida; Ostreidae
Product: DNA replication complex GINS protein PSF3-like
Exons: 3
Coding region: 60-680 (206 amino acids)
Biological process (GO): mitotic DNA replication initiation
Cellular component (GO): GINS complex
Source: RefSeq, a predicted model, not a curated record
CAAUUACAAUAAUUCACAUUAUUCUGGCGGCAGAUUUUAGAAUAUGAUCGACUAUCAUCAUGUCAAGUUCAACAGAUGCUAGAGAUGGUUCCGACUACUUUGAUAUUAACAAUAUUUUAUCAACACAACAGAGGCUACCAUGCAAAGUAGAAAUGCCGAUAUAUCGUCUAGGCUACCUUGAUAGCAGUUCAGAGUCUGAAAACUUACAACCUGGAACCAAAUUGGAGCUGCCAUACUGGAUGGCAAGGGCACUCUGCAGCAGGAAGCGACACAUUAUAAGCGUUGAAUUGCCUAAGCAGUACAAGGAGGGCUAUAGAGAAAUACUCUCAGCAGACCCAAAUGUGGUAGAUUUACACAAACUUGGACCAUACUUCUAUAACUAUGGGAACCAGCUCCUUAGAUUUGAACUUCCAGAAACACCUGAUGUUGCUAAGUCACUGUUACAGACUUUCCAAGGACGUUUAAGAAAGAUAAUGGACAGCUCACAAAAUUCAUUCAAUGAAGACACAUCCAGACUUGUAGAAAAACUGGAUGAAUAUGAGAGAAUUUUAUUCAGAGAGGGACAGAAAGCUCUAAAUGAUUUUCAAUGUUGGGAAACAAGGAAAACCGAAAAGCUGACUACUUCAGAAAUGGUCAAACAUCAUAGGAAGAGAAAACGAGUGGUUCUUGAGGAAUCUUAAUGAUCACUGUUGAUAAAGUAAAAAAUAAUACUUUCA